GAGUCUAGUGUCUAUCUGCCUAGUUAGCAUUCCGCUCGUUUCAACCGAAGAUUGCUCAAACAGGAUGAAAGAACCCGAAGAAAAUGGUGAUAAAACUCCUCCCUCAUCUCUGCAAAAUGAUAAAGAGGUUUUCAAGUCCCCAACGUCUUCCAUCUCUACGGAAAGUGGAGUGGACAUGAAAUUCUACUCAUUUCGUUCCAGCUCAGCUCGUCGGAAGCCAAUCGUACCUGUCACUGGCAACGAUGAUGGAGUCCAUGACACGUCAACGGAUAGCGUCUUUACGGAAUCCUACCUCAGUUCCAUUACCUCCAGCAACAAGCAAGAGAUAAAGACUCCCUGGGAGGCAGUGUACGCCUUCCGCCAGGGCCGAAAGCUUGUAAAGCCAACAUUCCAAGGUAGAGUAUACAAUUUCUUGGAAAGACCCAAAGAAUGGAAUUCCAUCAUCUAUCACAGCUUAAUGUAUGCGGCCAUACUGGGAUCUCUACUACUCAGUGUUCUAUCCACAGUAGCCGAAGAUAACAUAACUUAUUCCAGAGCUGUUUAUUUAGUGGAAGUUGUGUUAGCUGUUAUUUUUACCACAGAAUAUGUUGCUCGAGUGUGGUCAGCUGGUUGUAGGAGCAAGUACUUAGGCUUAUGGGGUCGUCUUAGAUUUGUCACCAAACCCAUUUGUAUUAUUGAUUUCAUUAUCAUCAUGUCAAGCAUAUUUGUGAUAAUUCUUGGUUCUGAUGGCUACUCGUUUGGUGCUAAAGCAAUAAGGGGUGUGAGGUUCCUGCAAAUCCUCAGGAUGUUGCAUGUUGACAGAGAAGGUGGAUGUUGGAGGCUUUUAGGUUCUGUGGUUAUGGAACACCGACAGGAAAUGUUUACAGCAUUAUACAUAGGCUUCUUAGGCUUGGUGUUCUCUUCCUAUUUUAUGUUCCUCAUUGAAAAAGAUGCCAUUGUCAACAGUAUGCCAUCAACUGCAUUUGCAACAUACGCUGAUGCUCUCUGGUGGGGUGUGGUAACUAUGAUGACUAUAGGUUAUGGUGAUAAAGUACCUUUGACAUGGUCAGGACGCCUGCUCGCAUGUUUGUCUGCUAUGUUCACUGUAUCAUUUUUUGCUCUUCCAGCCGGUAUUCUGGGCUCUGGUUUUGCUCUGAAAGUUCAGCAACAGCAAAGACAAAAACAUUUCAGUCGUCAGAUUCCAGCAGCUGCUACUCUUAUACAAACAUUAUGGCGAUGUUAUGCUGCUGAUAAACAUUUCAAUUCUGUAGCAACAUGGAAAAUUCAUUUGAAGAGCCCAUCUACUAAUACAACUAAGUACAAUAAAACAAUGGCAGCUCUAAGGCGAAGAAGGCUAAUAAAGUACAAAGCUGAAAGUGAAAAAAAUGACCAGAAUGAUAGGUCUUGUGGAGAAAUUGCUGUAACUUUAGAAGAACCCAAAUCAGGUUAUUUAAUAUACUGAUUUUUACUUUUCUUU
Stegodyphus dumicola is the source of this 1456-nucleotide messenger RNA. Its product is annotated as potassium voltage-gated channel subfamily KQT member 1-like. Gene Ontology annotation, biological process: potassium ion transmembrane transport. NCBI's taxonomy places the organism in Eukaryota, Metazoa, Arthropoda, Arachnida, Araneae, Eresidae. Gene Ontology annotation, molecular function: voltage-gated potassium channel activity. Gene Ontology annotation, cellular component: membrane; voltage-gated potassium channel complex. The record is from RefSeq and is a predicted model, not a curated record.